This is a messenger RNA of Zootoca vivipara (common lizard), 9772 nucleotides long. NCBI's taxonomy places the organism in Eukaryota, Metazoa, Chordata, Lepidosauria, Squamata, Lacertidae. The record is from RefSeq and is a predicted model, not a curated record.
UUGACGUGCUUUCGAAUUGCUAGGUUGGCAGGAGCAGGGACUGAGCAACGGGAGCUCCCCCCAUCACGGGGAUUCGAACCGCCGACCUUCUGGUCGGCAAGCCCUAGACUCAGUGGCUACCCACAGCACCACCUAAUAGUACGUUGUGCCAAAUUAGGCCUGGCCGAUAUAUCAGUGUGUCGCCCAGGACUGGUAUGAGGGGCAGACCACGGCAACAGCUUCACUCAGUGGUAUAUCGCUGGUGAAACUGUUGCCGCUCCAGCACUCAGCAUGCUAAGGCAAAACCAAGCGGCAUAGGUUUGGUUCCAAUUGGCUACUGGUAAUAAUGGUUCACAUUAAGUUGGAGUUUUGGUCCUAGAUGGCAGUGAACAACCAGUUAACUGUGCCUGGAAUGAUAGGAUGGGUGUAGAGGUAUAGGCUUUGGAGCUAAAAUAUCAUGGGUAUUACACUCCAGCUUCUAUCCAAUAAACAGAGAAACUGAACUGAAAGAGGUACUUUUCAGUGCUAAUAUUUCUUUUUAGUGCAUAUAUGCAAAAUAGGGGAAGCUCUCUUCCUCCUCUCUCUCAUAACUGUUGCUUCUUAUAUAGUACUUAAGAGUCUAAUUAGAACUGUAAUCUUACAUAGCUCCCAUACAUUUCAGAAUUUCCAGUUGUCCUGGGUACAACUAAAUGUGAUUUACCAGUGUCCCAGUUAAGUUGCAUGGAAAAUGUGCCACAUGCAGGAUAAACCUGGAUAGAACACUUACCUCUUCUAAUAAUCUACCACUGUUACUGUGGUUGACAAGUGACAGAGAGGCUUGCGUAUCUAAAUAUAAUUUUUUCCUGCCUUCUGUAUUUCAGGCACCUUCCUUGGUGACUGAUUCUCUUUUUGCCACUUCAUUAAGGUCGGAUUCAAUGUGUCCCUUUGUAAAUAAUGCAUAAUAAAAAUGUAUUUGGAGUGAUUUGGGUGAGAACUAGCUGUUGUGUCCGAAUUUCGUGUGUAUGGUUGUCUGAGUGUUGAGAUGUUUUAAUUAGCACCUGACCACUUAAGUUCUGGCUUGAUUGGAAAAAAGUAUGCUUGUUUCUCUGGAUAUAUUUGUGCAUAUAAAUACCUAGGAGCAUUGAACUCUGAGGUUUCCAUGUAAUUUAUUUUCAGUGUGUAGUGUAAACUGCUGUGCUGUAUAUACAUUUUAUAUUUAUGUCAGAAAAGGGUUGCAGAGGGGUGCUUUAAAACCACCUUUUCAGCUCUAAAUAGCUAUUGUGUACAUAUGGUAAGGUACUGCUGCUUAACAAUUAGUAACUGCUUUGAUGAAACUAAAUUACAUGUUUAAGUUCCCAUCAGGAAGUCGCUUCACAUAUCUGUAUUAAUGUAUUCAAGGCUCGAGAAGGAAAGUUAAUUUUCCAGCUUAAAUAUUUAAUUCAAGCUUAAAAUUUAGUCUGUAAUUAGAGUUCCCAAAUGGCAGGAACAUGGAGUAUUUGUCCAUUUUAAUUAGAUUGUUGUUUACCUAUUAAUUAUAUAUCAUAUCUUGUCAUAUAGUUUUGAUGGUAACAGAUGGUGCUAGGAGUUAGUAAGGGUUUGAACAAAAUAAGAUUCCACAUGAUUUAUUAAGUUGCACUUUAUUAGUAUGUGGUCUGCUUUAGUCAGGUUAUUCUCCUGAAUAAGAACUUUGAAACAUUGUACACAUGUUGAUUAUUCUUUUAUAGAGUCCAGGAAAAUAUUAUAGUUAGGCUCUGAUCCCUACUUUAGAAUGUGUUUCAUUGGAAUCUGUGGCAGUUGCAACUAGGUAAACAACCCACUGAGGUAUCAGCUUUUAGAGACAGGGGCAUUAUUCUUUUCUGAACUUGUGUCUGUAUGUGGCAGUGAUGCUUAUUACUCUUCAUACAUAAAUAUGUCUGGAUUUAAGAUGCCUUGGUUCCCCUGUCUUCUAAAGCUGUAAUACAAAAGAUGAAAGUAUUGGAUUUGCAUGUGGGAAACUUUGGUUCAAAUUUCUUCUCAGCCGUGAAAUUUUGCAAUAUGAAAUGUUAAAACGAUCUUAGACAAUUAUUUACUUUCCCAAAGCAGGUUGAGAUACUUUUGGCUGCUUUCUUCAGUUUGGGACUGGUCUCAGAGGCCCAUGAAUCCUUGAUUUGCAAGUGUCAUUUUGGUGCUUCAGUGAUCAGGAAAUCUGCAGUGGUUUAAGAUUAUGGGCUCACAAAUUGCACAUUUCAUGCAAGUUGAAAAUUAUACUUUGUGAAAAAAGUGGCAAAAAGAAAGCUGUGAGCUACCCCUAAGUGCUUGCUUGUCAUCAAAUAGAAGAUAACAAAUAUUGUUAAAAGAGCAUUUUCUCUCACCAUAUAGGAGAAUGAACUUUCUUCUUUAAGGUAACCAUAUAUUCAGAAAUAGGUGUGUGCAGCCAAUUUAUACUGUUUUUCCCUGCAUUGGAGAAAGCCUGCAUUUACUUUUUGAAGUUAUUUAGGUUCAUAUUAUGUAGAUUUUUUUUCUAAAUUAGGAAAGAGGCAUGAAUGAAUAAUCAGUAGUGAUAUUAGUGUUUUAAAAUAUUGACAAUUUUUCUCUUGAAGAUACGGUCAUAGUUUUGUUAGUGAAAAUAAACAGAUGGCCACACUGAAUGCGGUAAUUUCAAGACUUGGUUCAGUGGGCGACUCGACAAACAGUUGAUCUAUAAAAUUCUCUUCUUGUUCUGGCACUCAUUUUAUACAUACAUUACAGCAACAGAUGCUUGAUGCUGAUACUAGUUCACUUCUCUCUAUUCCCUUCUUGAAAUAUGUAACUUUUGCUAUGCACACCUAAUGUGCUUACAGUGACUUUUCUCUCUCUUCCUUUUUUAACAAUUGCUCCUCUCAGCCACUGCUUUUAAUUGUGUUAUUGAGCAAAUCUAUUGACAAGCAAAGAGAUAUAUUUGCAAAUAUCUUUGAAGGGUUUUUAAGCCAAAAUCAUUUUGUCACCACCUACAUAUAAAAAGGUUGGCAGCAAUGAAAUCAUGCUGUUAGAUGAACUCUAAAACAUUACGUGACUGGCUGUCCAGUAUUUUUGUAACUUGUGUGUGCAACAGAAGAAUAGAAAAAUAUUUUAUUUGGGUUUAGUGAGCUUUUAAGUUGUGAGAAAGAACAGGUAUUAAAAUGGUCUGGUCCCACAACCUUCAUCCGGAGCAUUAAUGAUAAUAAGCAUUAUGUCUGAUCUUCUUUGAUAUACUUAAUAGUGUUGUUCCUUUUCAGGGAGACCUCUUUCAUUUUUCAAAGAGUGCAUAUUUUGUUUGGUUCAAUUUUCUACUAAGUGGCAAGUUAAAUAAUGCACAAUUCACAUAAAUUGUUUGCAGCCAAACUUUGCUGAGAGAGGCAACUUGAUGACAUUGUUUUAAAUUUUCACUUAGCAGUUAAGAGUGUGAACAUCAUUGACAGGACACUGGUAUUUGGCAGUCAUUCAUUUGUGUGCAAGUGGAGGCCUGCAAGAACUGGUAAUUACUACUUAUUGAAAGUGCCAAGUGUCAAUAUGUACCAUUCCAUCACUGAAACUAGCCAUCCUUUACAAGCUGAAGAGCAGGAAAUAGGCAUUGAUCCCCUGCAAAGUUAUGUGAACAAGCCUGAUGAAGAUAUGUCAAAUGAGAAUGGAAGACUGCAUCAUACUUCGGAUUCUGAUGGAACAUUUCUUUCAUAUAGCAAAGAAUGGGAAGAAUUAUUUGUAAACAACAAUUACUUGGCAACAAUACGGCUGAAGGGGAUUAAUGGGCAGCUGAGAAGCAGCAGGUUCCGUAGUGUUUGUUGGAAGCUGUUUCUGAAUGUUCUCCCCUCUGACAGAAAUCAAUGGAUCAGUAAAACAACAAAAUUAAGAACACUGUAUAACAAGAUUAAAGAAAUACAUAUUACAAAUCCUCGAAAAGCUGGACAACAAGACUUGAUGAUCAACAACCCACUUUCACAGGAUGAAGGGAGUCUUUGGAACAAAUUUUUCCAAGAUAAAGAACUUCGAGGAAUGAUUGAACAAGAUGUGACAAGAACGUUUCCUGAAAUGCAGUAUUUCCAAGAAGAGAAUGUGAGAAAGAUUCUUACAGAUGUUCUUUUCUGUUAUGCUCGGGAAAAUGAGCAGUUACUUUACAAACAGGGAAUGCAUGAACUCCUCGCACCAAUUGUCUUUAUUCUGCAUUGUGACCACCAAGCUUAUCUACAUGCAAGUGAAGCUGCACAGCCAAGCAGUGAGGAAAUGAAAGCUCUUUUGAACCCUGAAUACCUGGAGCAUGAUGCCUAUGCUAUGUUCAUCCAUCUUAUGAAAACAGCAGAACAUUGGUUUUCUACCUAUGAGCACGACAGUCAAAAGGAGAAAGAUGCAAUGAUGACACCUGUUCCGUUUGCUAGACCACAAGAUCUGGGCCCAUCAAUUGCUAUAGUAGCGAAAGUAAAUCAGAUUCAAGAUCAUUUGCUAAAGAAACACGAUAUCGAACUCUACAUGCAUUUGAACAGGCUAGAGAUUGCUCCCCAGAUUUAUGGACUGCGAUGGGUAAGACUUCUAUUUGGGCGAGAAUUUCCCCUCCAGGAUCUUCUUGUCAUCUGGGAUGCUUUAUUUGCUGACAGCAUCACUCUCAAUCUAGUUGACUAUGUUUUCUUAGCCAUGUUGCUAUACAUUAGAGAUGCCCUAAUAUCAAGUAAUUAUCAGACCUGCUUGGGACUUCUGAUGCAUUAUCCUCCAAUUGAAGAUGUCCACGCAUUGAUCUUGAGAGCUCUUUUUCUCAGAGAUCCAAAGAGAAAUCCAAGACCUGUGACUUACCAGUUUCAACAAAAUUUGGAUUACUACAAAGCACGUGGAGCAGACUUGAUGAGUAAAACUCGUGUCAGUGCCAAGGUUGCUCCACUGAACAUCAAUAAAGUUUCUAGUAGCUUACUGAAUUUUGGUCGAAAGCUGAUUUCCCCAGCCAUAACAUCAGGUGGUACCACUGGGCUAGUUGUAGGUAGCAGUGGCAGCUUUUCUUCUGUUGCAGUGCCCAUUAGGAGCUCAGUGGAGCUCCCUCAACAACAGCAGCAGCAGCAGCAGCAGCAACAACAGAGAAUUAUGAAAUCUGAAAGUGUACCAGUUCAAUUAAGCAAAGGAGAUGUAGUUACAGGCAGUGAUGCUCAAGUGUCGGUUCCUGUCCAGAAUCUAAGUGCCCUCCAAGGGAUAGUUGCUACAGCAACCCAUGGGCAGGGUUCAAAAAAUGUCAGCGCUUCUCCAAGCAUUGAAAGUUUUUCUGGGGGACGUGAAUACACAGGGUCUCCACCUUUGUCUGCAACCAAGAAAGAGUCCUUUUUCAGUACUAUUUCCCAUUCUCGUUCGCACAGCAGAAGUAUGAGCAAAAAAGAGUCUGAAGAAGAACUGGAAGCCCAGAUUUCAUUUCUCCAAGGGCAAUUGAAUGAGUUGGAGGCCAUGUGCAAAUACUGUGCAAAGAUGAUGAAUACACAUCUGGGAAAUAUUCAAGAAGUCAUUCUUCAUGAACACUUGGAGAAGGAAGAUGAAAUUCUAGUGUCUUUGGCUGGAUUGAAGCAGAUCAAGGAUAUUUUGAAAGGUUCCUUACGUUUCAAUCAGAGCCAGUUGGAGGCCGAGGAAAAUGAACAAAUCACAAUAGAAGAUGAUCACUACUGUUCUAACAAUCAGACCAAGGAGACAAAUGAAGCUGUAGAAGAGCCUUCAGUUGCAAAGGAGCCCCAGCCUCUAAGGAAGCAGGCUGUGGCCGAUUUGAGUGGAAACUCUGCCAACAAGCACAUGGAUGACUAUAUUCUACUUUCCAAAGAGGAGGGACGGAAUGUUUGUCCUGCUGCGGAGCAUGUGCAGACUGUGCCAACCUGCAAGGAUGUGACCACCAAGAGUGAGGUCCCAUGUCACUCUUCUUUAGCCUUUUCUGAUCCAUUGAUGGGGUCCAUAUCUGCCUCUUCUAGUAACCUCAGUUCCAGCCCUGAUGACGACAGCAGCAGCAACAGCAAGGAUUCUGAUUUCACCAUUGUUAGCCCCUUGGAAAUUUAAGUCAGCCUGUGAGGUCAGCUGUGGCACAUUGACAUGUGCACCUGACACUUAAUGGGACUGGGAAACUCAUAAAACCAGAGCACAGAUGUGGUAAAGGCAGUCCUUUUUCAGCAAGGAAAUCAAGACAACAAUUAUGUAAUGAUUGCCUUUAAAACAUGCACACGUGCAUCUCAAGAUCUAAUGUAUAUUAAAGGUACUCGUAGGUUUACUUUGUUAGCAACUUCUUGGAAUAUUGAAGUAGUAGUAGCUCAUAGUCACUCAUCAUGUAGAAUAACAUGAAGUAUAUAAUCUCGUGGGUAGACAGGUGAGCAUCUUUUCCAAAUGUGGGGAAAGCAAAUGAGCAUCAGCUUGGAUCCUGGCAGAUUUAUUUGGUCUCAGGAGAGAGCGGGGGUACUCUUCCUCAAAACAUGGCAGCUAGAAAAUCUGAAAAGUAAAGGUUUCAGAAUUGCAUCUCAGACACUAAGACAAUUGGCUGGCCUCCUGAACCAUUUCCUGAAAGAAAAAUAACAUGUUGAAUUUACAUACAGCAGAAACCACUAACUGCUGUUCCUAUCAUGCAAAAAAUUUCCUCGUAAAGUAAUACAAAUUAGGUGCACAUUACGGUAGUUGCUUUGAAACAUUUAGACUUUAGUCUCCACUAGAUAUAAACUUGUCUCCCGAUGAAUAAAUUGUAUUGUUGUAUAUUAUAGCCUGGAACAUAUUUUUAUAGCUAUUUCAGGACAUCCACAAUCCCCUCAGGCCCAGGACCAAGGCUCAUUGUAGGGUCAUAAUGCAGCAGUGUUCCUUAGCCAUGUAGAAACAGUUCCCUGGUACUCAUUUUUUAAAUUUAAUUUAAUAUGAGUGCACAUGAUUAUGUAUACAUCACCACAUGGAAGGGCAACAAGAUUCCUCGUGCUUUUUUAUACCAAGGAUGUCAUCUUUCACUCUAGCGCAAAUUUCUCUCACAAUCUUAAGAGUAGGCUAAAAUAUUUCCCAAGGCUGCUUCUGGCCUUGGGAUCAACUGAUAUGUCAGUGUCCAUAACAAGUACAUAGUAAAUAAUGCUGAUAGAGUAGUGGCUAUGUUCCUUUCUAGCUUUUAAGAGUGUAAGUUCUCAAAGUAGCUCUUCCUCUGAAUCUCACACCCAGCAUGGCCAAUUUGAGAAUAACCAGAUGGUAACUGCAGAGAAGAGCUAAAAAUCAGGGAAGCACAGGUCUGAGCGAUUUUCCCAUGGACCUGCUCCUUUCCCAGGGAAUACCCACCCUUUAGCUCUAAAUCAGAACAAACAGAAAUCCAUGGAAAAACCCAAUUGCUGUUUUCUCCAGUUGAGCGCUAAAUAGUGGUUUCCCCCAGGAAAAAGUAGCAGGACAACAGGAAGUAUGCAUAAGCCCAGAGACAUAAUUCUGUUCUCAAAAGGCUUCUUCCUUUCCCUGGCAGCCAGUGCUAAACAGUAUAUGCGGCAUUGCUCUAGAUUACACUGACUAAUAUCACUAAGCCAGGGGGAGAAUUUGGGUUUAUUGAGAUUAAUAGCCCCAAGUGUCUAACCUGUUGGGGAUCUUUCACCUUAGCAAUACAUUGGUGUUGAACAGACUGAAUUUCAGAAAGCUUCUGGCUUGCAGGUUGAACACAAUAAAACUCAAGGGAUGGGUGGGUGCUUGGGUGUCCAGAUAUGCCCACCCAUGCAUUUCUGUAUGCAAAUAUGCCAUGAUAGGGUUUCUCCGGAUCCCAUCAAGAGAGAGGCAAUGGUUCAAUGAUGUCAGCCUCCAAAAAGACCUAAUUAGCCACUAAUCUGGUCUCUCUCUUUUUAACUGCAUUUGGAAAGGAAACCUCUUAGCCGUGAAAUGUGUAACCCAUUAGGGAAGGAGUUUUUACUAAGGGUGUUGUGCUUCAUUAUAUAUAAUUAUCUCUAGGUUCCUUUGGAGGUAACAAACAAACAAAAGUCGCUAAUAUUAAUGCAGCGCAUUCCGCCACCCCCCUCCCCCUCCCCAAAACCCUGUUCUGUAGAAAGAUAUUUUGGUUCUGGUGAAAGAUAUUUUCAAAGAUUUAUCUCAAAGUAAGACACUUUGCUUGUAUGCUUUAGUUUUCUUUUCCAGACAGACACACACAGAGUAUAACCACCGUCAUGUAAUGCAGUUGCAUGGUAAGUGAUAGGGCAUGAAGAUGUUAAUGGUGAUUAAUUGCAGUUGUAACUUACAUUAAGAAUACUUCUACCCCUCCAUCUGCAGCAUGAGUCAUGCUAAACCAAAUUACAACCUGACCCCAAAGCAUAAGUGUUACAUAACGGAUAGCUCUCCUGAGAAUAUUGCCCCUGUCAUUUUGUACAGGGGAUUGUGGGGUUGGGAGAUGCGAGCGGUGGGAAAUUAUUACCGUAGAUCAUAUUUUGCCCUGAAGUGAAUGGAAUAAGAUUGUUGGGUGAGUUUGCUCUCCUAGAAGUCAGUUGAGCUAGCAAUACAGUGGUACUUUCUCCUAGUUCUGUAUCCGUGAAUGUUCUGGGCAGAUGACCCAAAUUAACAGGUAAUAGCUAUUGAACAGUGGCAGGUUCACAUUUACAUAUUCAGACACUUUCAAGUAAUUCUUCACAAGAUGAUGCCCUUGUGCCUUGUAAAAGUGGGAGUAAUACUGAGAGGUUGUGUAAAGAGCUUAAUAACAAAUGCAGUUUGUGAAGUCAUAUUGCUGUUCUUCUGCAUGCAAGACCUAAAACAUACUGUGGUUAUGCAAGGUUUCUGUGCCAGCUUAAAUCUAGCACUCCUUCUCAUUUAAACUUACACAGUAAACCACCUCAGGAUUCAUCCUUUAUGGCCUGUGCAGGCUUUUUUUAGAUAUAAUUUCCUUUGAAUUUGUAAGGAUGACAAAAAUGGAUUACAUAGCUGGUGAUUAAUUUUGAUCCUUUAAACGUGACUAACCUUUCUGUUUAGAUUUGUUUCUGUUAUAAAACAGGGGAAAGUGCCAUUUGGAGCAAACUGCUUUUUAAAAUUGGGAAACCAAGUAAGAGAGAAACUGUAGUAUGGUAUAUCAUCUUUCAUCAUGUGGGGGUGGGGGAGUUCAUAGAGGGUUUAGUAAUUUUGUUAUGAUUGACCCUUGCUGUCUACAGAUAAUUCAGGGAUCAUAUUAUUUUUCUUGUCAGAGCUGUCUUAGUGCCAUGAAACAAUGCAAUUUAUUUUAUUUUUUGCUCUUAUCUUGUUGUUGUUUUAAAAAAACAUGUUUGCUAUAAUUAGUAUAACUUUACUUCCUCAAUGCCUGUAAUUAUCUCUGGUUUCAGAAAAAAAAACAGUGCUUUACUGAAGGACAGCAAUGAAACCUAAGUAACUCCAUUAGAGGAGUCAAAAUUGGUAACCCUAUGACACAGUCUAUCUCAAUGCUAUACUGGAAUUUGCUUUUUUGAUAAUUCUGGAAGUGCUUGAUUUUAUAUGCAUGUCGAUCCAGAAUGACUACCAUAAUAUUUGGUCAUAGUAAUCCCAUAUUGCCUUACAUUUGGAUUCCUAGAUGGUACUUUCCACUUUAAAGUACCAGUUUAUUAUGUCUUCUAAAAUUAACUUACUCAUCUUGUUCAUGGGUAUCAGUAAUCUAAUAGAAAAUAAUAUGCAGUAUAAAUGGCUGCUUAGUACUAAUAUGUGGAACUCUAAAAUGUUUUUUUUCAGCCUCUUAGAGUCUCGUCUGAUUCUUAUCACAUCUUCGCCACACGGCUCUUUCAAGUCUGUUGCAUGUAAUGUCCACAUCACUGCAUAAUGGUUAUGGCCAUAUAGUGACUGGAUGUUCAUUUUUAGCUGUGGAAAUUUGUAUCUUUCCUCUAGAAGAAUGUCUGACGUACUUUAUUAAAGAAAGAACUAACAUGCA